This is a messenger RNA of Naegleria fowleri, 1200 nucleotides long. RefSeq lists its product as uncharacterized. The transcript has a single exon. Bases 1 to 1200 code for a protein of 399 amino acids. The record is from RefSeq and is a predicted model, not a curated record. Gene Ontology annotation, molecular function: catalytic activity. Lineage: Eukaryota; Heterolobosea; Eutetramitea; Acrasida; Naegleriidae.
AUGACCACGUUGAAUCUUCUCUUCCGAAAUGGAUGCAAUUGCUCCGAUUUUGAUCCGUCCAUUUAUGCUCAUGAUUUUCUGAAACAAUACCCACGAGGUGGAUAUACCACCAUGCGUACUUUUCAGGUACAUUCUGUAUUUGAAUAUAAUUUUCACAUUCAUCGUCUAAUGUACUCACAGAGUCAAGUAUUGUUUAUGACAUCCUCGAAUCACAAUGCGAGGAAAUGUGCAUUGAAAGAUAUUGAAUUAGCAAAAGAAAAAGAUCAGGGGUUUUAUCCUCUCGCGUUACUUUAUGAUUUCCAAAAAUUUAAACAACUUGUUUCAAACGCUUUGAAUGUUGGAAUUAAGAAAUAUUGUGAAAUGACACAAAAAAAAAUUUCUAAUAAUGAGAAUAUCAAUGAGAAUGACAUUCCAAGCAACGAGUUAAAGCUUACAAUAUUAAUUAAUUGCUACAGAAAGGGUGACAUAAAUGGACAUGUCGAAUUUAUUGAAGAAACUAUGGAAUCCAUCUCUAAUUGUGAAUGUGUUGGAUUUGAUUUGUUUUUACACAUUACAGAAAUGGAAGAAUUGUCACAACCAAUCUCCGUGGACAUGAUGCCAGGCAGUCGUGUCCAUCUUGCCAACACCAAAGAUAGUCAUUGGGUUAUCGAAAGAGAUCCCCUCAACAAGAGAAAACACAAAGCUUGUCAAGAAGUUCUCAUGUGUGAAAACGAUGGAAUUGUAAGAGAAGGCAUCAGCUCCAAUUUCUUUGCCAUUUCCAAACACAAUUGUGUCCUCACAGCCAAGGAAGGAAUACUAUUCGGUAGCGUUCGAGCUGCCAUCAUACCAACCAAAGUGCAAGACGUGUUGCAUCACUCCCUUACAAAAGAUUGUGACACUUUACUUCCUCAAGAGGGUUUAGAAUACAUGGAAAUUAAUCCAAACAUUUCAGACAUUCUCGAAUGGAAAGAAGUUUUCAUUACCAGCACAACACGGUUAUUGUUGCCAGUUCGAACCAUUCACAUUAGUAAGGAAUGCAUUGAUGAAAUUCUUCCAAAAGAAAAGGCACAUGAGAUUAAAAUCAGUGGUUGUUUGACUGACAGCGACGAUGAAAGAUUUUACACCUUACACCUGGAACAGACCUAUCAAGGAGAAAAGUUGGGAUUAGUAUUGAAAAAUAAUUUUCUUGCCAAGAAGAGUGAGCGAGUGGUAUUUGUGUGA